AUGUCAAGCAGCACGGGCGCGGCGCAACUUACCGCCCAAAUAGGGGGAAUCCCAACCAUCAAUCUCGAUGUGCCCAUCUGUGCGGUAUUCAUCGCGCUCUUCGUUGGGCUCGCAGCGGGUCAUAUGACCCUAUUGCAGCUCAACAAUAGACGGAAACACAAGUUCCUCUUCUCAGGGAUGCUGUUCGGCUUCUCCAUGAGUCGCAUCAUGGCCAACGUCUUUCGCAUCGCCUGGGCUACACAACCUGCCAACGCCGAUCUCUCCCUCGUUGCCAGCGUUUUCCUUAACGCCGGUAUCCUCCUCGUUUACAUCAUCAAUAACCUCCUCGCGUGGCGUAUGGUCCGCUCCGCCGUCCCCCACGUAGGCUGGCAUCCCGUCCCUCGCAUCCUCAACAAGAUCUUCCUCUGGAUCGUCGUCGGCAUGAUCAUCCCCCUCAUCGUCAUCAUCGUCCUCCGCGUCAAGAACCCCACCCUGUCUGGUAUCGGAACGGCAACCACGGUCGUCUCCCGCCUGGCGCAGACGUACUUUCUCCUUAUCUCCCUCUCGGCGGCGGUCCUCCUUGCUUUUGCGGUCAUCAGGAAGCGAAAGGACCACGAUCCAUUCGGACACGGAUCAUUCAAUGCCAAAGCGGCGAUCCUCGCGGUAUCUAUCGCGUUGGCCACGAUAGAGGCGGGCUUCCGGUGCGGGACGGCAUGGGCACCCACUCCCCUGGCAUCAGACCCGGCGUGGUGGGACUCCAAGGCGGCGUUCUACUGCUUCAACUUCAUGCUGGAUGUGUUGAUCUUGGGGGUGUUGCUGGCGGGGCGGAUAGAUCGGAGGUUUCACGUGCCGAACAAGGCGGAUGGGCCGGGGAGCUUUUCUGGGGUCGCAAGGGUCGGCAGUGGGUCAGAGAAGACGGCACAGAGGGAUGUCGGGAGCACAGAUGAGACGAGAGUGUAG
This is a messenger RNA of Dioszegia hungarica, 939 nucleotides long. RefSeq lists its product as uncharacterized. NCBI's taxonomy places the organism in Eukaryota, Fungi, Basidiomycota, Tremellomycetes, Tremellales, Bulleribasidiaceae. The transcript is spliced from 2 exons. Bases 1 to 939 code for a protein of 312 amino acids. The record is from RefSeq and is a predicted model, not a curated record.